ACCUGACCCUAACUAACAACCCACUGCUAUAUCACGUCCCUAAGCACCGCAUCCAAACAUAAAAUGCUAUUUUAGACUCCAGUUGCUCUGAAGCCAAGCGAGUAGCUUUCUCUAUGGCUCAGUAUUCGUGGGGAUGGGUGAGAAUUGUGGAAGAGUGAGGUGAUGGGGUCCACAGAGCAACCAGCACACCUGUGCCGGGCUUCCUGCUGGGUGCACCGUGUGCCCCGCACGGCCGCGUUGGGCAGGUGGGAAAAACAUGGGGUCGGUGUCAGUGGGGCUGUGUGGCACGUUGUGCUGCUCCUUCUGCGAGGAGGAGGAGCCCCUUCUCGGGUGUGGAAGGGGCACCUGCUGGGCUGUACAGUGUGCUGUUUCAGUAAUAAAGCAAUUAUGCGAGGUAACUGAGGUUAAAGUGCUGCAGCUGUUACGAACGCUGGGCCUGUCAGCCGUUUCACGUCCUUUGUACGUUACGUCUGUCUUUGUGUGAUUCCCGCAGCGUGCUUUCAACACUUUUAUGUGAUUUUAGAAUUUGUUUCUAAAAGCGGGAAGGUGUAGGAGCGCGUCUUUUGAGCGGUUAACCGUUCGUCGCACGGCAGGAACCGGGCCAUGAGUUCAUAGGAACUACCGCACAGGCGACAUGCGGAGCCGCUCACCCACGGAGCACCGCCCCGCCCGCCUGCCUCCAGACGCCCUUCCCGCCUCCAGACGCCCUUCCCGCCUCCAGACGCCCUUCCCGCCGCUUCCCACGCGCGGCCCGUGGCCGUUGCGCAGGCGCGGGGCGCAUGCGCGGCAGCGCGUCCCGAAUCGGGACGGUGCGGCCAUGGCGCUGCGGUUGCUGAGGGCCGCGGCGAGGUCAUCGCUGCCCUGCAGCUCGCUAAGGAGCUAUAAAUCGGAGGGAAGACCUGAGCCUGCUAAGCAGACCCUUAAGAAACCAAAGUUACCAGUAGGCCGAUUUGAUGAACCGGAGGAGUCCAGCGUAGAGAGGGAACCUCUGGAAAAAUUCCCUGAUGGAAUCAAUCCUGCUACAAAAGAGAGAGGUGGACCGAAGGGCCCUGAACCUACACGUUUUGGAGACUGGGAGAGGAAGGGACGUUGUAUAGACUUCUGAUGUAUAAAUGAAUCCGUAUUGCUGCUGAUAUAUUUCUAGUUGUUGAGGAGUAUGUAUAGAAUAAUCUGAGCUAGAUUUGUUGUGAAUGUUCUUGCUUCUUUCAUUCUUGUGAUAAAUUUUCUGGGAUGCUUUAUGUAAAUAAACAUGAUACUGCAACUGA
Messenger RNA from Phasianus colchicus (ring-necked pheasant), 1265 nucleotides. It is a transcript of the gene SDHAF4, whose product is annotated as succinate dehydrogenase complex assembly factor 4. Lineage: Eukaryota; Metazoa; Chordata; Aves; Galliformes; Phasianidae. Gene Ontology annotation, biological process: mitochondrial respiratory chain complex II assembly. The record is from RefSeq and is a predicted model, not a curated record. Gene Ontology annotation, cellular component: mitochondrion.